Molecule: messenger RNA, 1716 nt
Organism: Cylindrotheca closterium
Lineage: Eukaryota; Bacillariophyta; Bacillariophyceae; Bacillariales; Bacillariaceae
Source: the annotation of a GenBank genome assembly
AUGCCGCUCUUCCAUCGAUCGCAGUCGUCGGCUCGAUUGCCCAAUGGAAGCAGCUGUCAUUUGAAUGCGUUGGUCUACCACAAUGAUGAAAGCAAAAGCAUCAGCACUGCGAAUGAAAUGUCCACAUCGCCAUCUUCAUCCUCACUGUUGCCGAUGAGAAAUGGAAAACACAAUUCGAGUCGACAAGCUUUGCAUACAUCCAACAGUGUCAUAAGUUUUGGAAGUGUAGGAAGCCGAGGAGGACGAACAACGCCCAACACCCCCUCUAAACGACCGCCUCAUGCCAAUUCGAAGAUACGACACCUACGGAAGAAAUAUCCAAAAGUCUUCUCUUAUAUUCCAGAAGCACCCACUCAAAAACAAAAACUUAUUCUCGCUACUCUAAUCUUGCUCUAUAUUCAUCGAGGAGACGUGGCUCAAUUUCUUGCUCACUUGAUUGGCAAACUGAUACGAAAUCUGAUUACUGUCCGCGUCAUGAAGCAUCAGUUACUGCAAUCAUCUCCAGAAGCCGAUGCGUUAUGGAAGGCAUCAAUACGUCUUCCGAAUCCACAAGAAUAUCAACAUGAUACACAAACACCACAAAGGUUGCGACAAUCACCGUCCCCUCCUGCCACAUCCAGCAAACCUGACGAUGAUCCAUCACCAACGCUAUCCGACUUUACCAUUGAUUUGGUUAUUUCUCAUUGUAACUUACCAGUGGACUGGAUCUUCACCUCCUUUGCUUCGCCUGAAGAGGACGCAUACAACGAUGACAUUGGAUAUGAUCCUUUAUCAAUAUUUCGAAAUGUUACCAUCAUCUCAAAAUGCAAUCUACCCGUGGAGGGAGCCCCACCUUCGGCCACGAUAAUCCGACUCCCUAAUGUGGGUCGUUGCGACCAUUCCUAUGCUCAUUAUCUGGCCAAUUACUACUUUCACGACGAGAACCACGGCCACAACGAAGUGCGACGUUCUCAUUCAGACCAUCCAUCAUCACUGGAGGUGACAGCAGCUCCCCAGGAAUCGAACACGGAUGCUAGCAGCAGUGAAAGGAACACAUUUCAUGCAACACUCUUUCUCAAAGACAAUGACAAUCAUCAUAGAGCCGUUUAUAGUCGACAACGAUCUCUGCUAGAAAUGCUACAAAUUACCCAAAAACGAGGCUUUGCCUGUCACGAAGAGCGGAUAUGGACGGUUUCUAAGCCCAGUGACGAAAGGCCCCUGCAAAAGCAACAACAACAAAGUCAGCGCCAGUCAUCCUUUUGGAAGGACGUUGCCAUGCACCCCAUUUGUCAGCUGUCGUCCUACCACAAUUGGACACAACUACAACAUAAACAAAUGUCCUCCUACAUUCGGCUGAGACGCGACAAGAUUGACCUAGGCCAAUUUCGGAGCACCCAUGGUAGUACCAUUGGCGAAUAUGCGAAGGAAAUGGGUAUGGAAAUUAAGGGGCCGAUUGUACCUGUGUGUUAUGGUGGCAAUUUCAUGGCAUCUGCAGACCAACUUUUUCGAUACAGUCCCAGUUCGCCAUCUUCCUCGUCCCUAUUUCACAAGAUGGAAGCCUCCCUCAGUCGAGCAAGCAACAUUGCUGAAGGGCAUUUUGUCGAACGUUUAUGGGCAGCCCUCUUAAGUUUGCCCUUGACGACUUCCGAAGUGGAGCAGUUGAAAGCAAUGGCAUCUGCAAAGCAACCCAUUUGCAACGCGGGGACAGACUUUCAAGGGGCACUUACGAAGUACUAG